Molecule: messenger RNA, 375 nt
Organism: Camellia sinensis
Lineage: Eukaryota; Viridiplantae; Streptophyta; Magnoliopsida; Ericales; Theaceae
Source: RefSeq, a predicted model, not a curated record
AUGCAGUCUCUUAUGGCUGCUCAUACUCCUUUUCAUUCUUCUUCUUCUUCUCUUGAUCUUGCUCUGGUGGAAUCCAAUUCCUUCUAUGAGGAUAUUAAAACUCCAGCUUGGUCUGCAGCCAUGAAUGAGGAAUAUCAAGCUUUACAAAAGCAAAAGACUUGGAUUUUAGUUCCUCUUCUAUCUGAUAAGCAAGCCAUUGGUUGUAAGUGGGUGUUUCGUCUUAAGAAGAAUUCUGAUGGUUCAAGUACUCAUCAUAAGGCUUGUCUUGUUGCUAAGGGUUAUUUUGAAAAGGAAGACAUUGAUUAUCAUGAAACAUUCAACCCAGUGGCUAAGCAUCCCAUCAUUAGAGUGUUUCUUAGUCUUGCUCUUCAUUAA